Messenger RNA from Triticum dicoccoides, 3201 nucleotides. RefSeq names its product disease resistance protein RGA5-like. Lineage: Eukaryota; Viridiplantae; Streptophyta; Magnoliopsida; Poales; Poaceae. Gene Ontology annotation, biological process: defense response to other organism. Bases 84 to 2939 code for a protein of 951 amino acids. The transcript has 4 exons. Gene Ontology annotation, molecular function: ADP binding. The record is from RefSeq and is a predicted model, not a curated record.
GAGAUAGAAACUGAGGGAGAGAAAAAGUGAAGAGAGGAGCCAGCAGGCUCGCAAAAAGUAGAGGGAGAGGAUGAGGGUCGAGCAUGGAUUUCGCUACCGGGGCGAUGAGCUCUCUCCUCCCCAAGCUGGGGGAGCUGCUCCUGGAGGAGUACAAGUUGCAGAAGGGAUUGAAGAAGGGGAUCAAGGACCUCAGGGACGAGCUCUUGAUGAUGCAAGCUGCACUUGUGAAGGUGUCCAAUGUGCCACUGGAAGAUCUUGAUCCCGUAGUCAAGAUUUGGGCCAACGAUGUGAGGGAGCUAUCAUUUGCCAUCGAGGACAGCCUCGACUCAUUCAUGGUGCGUGUCGUGGGUCUUGAGCCAACCAAGCCACACACCUUCUUGGGGUUCAUCAAGGAGACAAAGAGCAAGGUCACCAAGCUCAAGCUUCGGCGUGAGAUAGCCAACGACAUCAAAGACAUCAAGAUCCAAGUUAAAGAGGUGAAGGAGAGGUAUGAUAGAUAUAAAGAUGUUAUCAGCGAUGCUAGUGUUGCAACAAAGGUUGAUCCCCGCCUGUUAACUCUGUACAACAAAGUAUCUAACCUUGUCGGCAUUGACGAGGCUAUCGAUGAGCUAACAAAGAGGUUGUCCAGAAGCGAUGAUGAGGCCCAGCAAAAUCUCAAGACUGUUUCUGUCGUUGGAUUUGGAGGACUGGGCAAGACAACUCUUGUUAAGGCAACAUAUGACAAUCUUAAGAAUGAAUUUGAUUGUGGGGGGUUUGUUAUAGUGGGUCGGAAUCCUGACAAGAAGAAAGUCCUUAGGGACAUCCUCCAUGAACUUGACAAGCACAAGAACAUCACUGAAUCAAAAAUGGAUGAAAGACAACUCAUCGACCAGCUGCAAGAAUUCCUCAAGAACAAAAGGUACCUAAUUGUUAUAGAUGACAUUUGGGAUGUAUCAACAUGGGAAAUGAUUAAGUGUGCAUUGGUGGAUAGUAACUCCGGAAGUAGAAUAAUCACAACUACUCGUAUUCAUCAAGUUGCCGAAAAGGUCGGUGGUGUUUACAACAUAAAACCACUUUCCGAUGAUAACUUCAAAAAGCUAUUCCAUAGCAGAAUAUUUGGUGAUAAAGGCAUAAGUCUUGAUGAUUAUUCGGAUGAAUUGUCUGAUAAUUUCUUCAGAAAAUGUGGUGGUGUGCCAUUGGCCAUCAUUACAUUAUCUAGCUUGCUUGUUAGAAAACCAAGGGGUGUCUGGUGUAAGGUGUUUGAGUCUAUUGGUUUUGGCCAUGAAGACAACGAGGUUAUUCAGAACACAAGAAAAAUAUUGUCUUUUAGCUAUUAUGAUCUACCUUUCCAUCUGAAGACUUGCUUGUUGCACUUAAGUGGAUAUCCAGAAGAUUGUUUGAUUCUAAAAAAUUGGGUGAUAUGGAAGUGGGUUGCGGAAGGUUUUAUACCUAUGGAUCAAGAGGUAUGUGCAUUUGAUCUGGGUCAGAGCUAUUAUAAUGAUCUUAUCAAUAGAAGCAUGAUCCAGUCAAUAAAGCUGAACUGUAUACAAGGGAUAGAUUGUUGUCGUGUUCAUGACAUUGUGCUCGAUCUCAUUCGUACCUUGUCACGCGAAGUAAACUUCAUUACAACACAAGACAAAGUGCAUCACAACACAAGCUGCAGUGCUCGUAGGUUAGCCAUCUACGGUGGAACUGUUGAGAAUAUGGAUGUGGGAAAUGUGAGGUCAUUUAAUGCUAUCAACUUUGUUGAUAUUGUACUGCCUCCACUUCUGACCUUUAAAGUGUUACGAGUACUAGUGCUACAGAAUUGUCAUUUUCUUGUAGGAGGUUGUCACCUUGAACACCUGGGGAAGUUGGUUCAGCUAAGGUACCUAGGGCUGAUGGAAACACCUUUUACCGAGCUCCCAAGUGACAUAGGGCAUCAUCUCAAGUUCUUGCAGACACUGAAUAUUCAGGACACUGACAUAAAUGAAUUACCAUCUUCUGUUGGUGAUCUAACCAAUCUGAUGUGUCUGCGUGCUUCUGAGGGCACAAGGAUGAUGGGAAGUAUAGGGAAGCUGACGUCCCUAGAAGAGCUAGAGCUACACCAUGUGGACAAAUCCCCAGACUUCACAACGGAGUUCGGAAAGCUCACACAAUUGAGGGUGCUGGAAAUCAAUUUCGAUGAGAUGGGCGAGAGUGCGCAUAGGGCUCUGGUCAAGUCUUUGUGCAACCUGCGUAGAAUGCAGACUCUCGAGAUCAGGGUUGAGCAGGAUGAAGCAGUUCAGGCUGAUGGAUGGGAAGAGUGGGCUCCCCCUUCAGAGCUCCGAGAGUUGGCACUGCAUGACUUGGAAUUACCUAGGCGUCCAUCAUGGAUGGAUUCGUCUUGUCUUCCCCAUGUUUCCUUCAUAUGGCUCGAAGUGGGGGAGUUGGAACCACAGGAUGUGCAAAUCCUUGGAAGGAUGUCUUCGCUCCGCUUCCUCUGCCUAUCAAAUCCAAUUGCAGACACCCUAUCAUAUACUCUUUGUAGCCACGAGUUCCAGAACUUGACAUAUCUGCAGACAGACAUGGAGAUUGUGCGUGGAGAGGGAGCAUUGCUGGUGCUUGAAGAAUUGGACUGCUAUGCUAGCGUGGGAAAAGACAUUGGCUUGGCUGGAAAUAUGCCUUUUCUCAAGGAAGUCACGUACACGCUCGACUGCAGUGAUGACCUUUGUGAUGAGGAGUUGGAGGCAACAGAGGCCGCUCUGAGGCACGCUGCAGAAACGCACCCCAACCGUCCCAAACUUAAGAUAUCAAGAUCCAACGAAGAGUCUGAUGAUUCUGACGAUGAUGACGACAGUGACGAUGGAUCUGAGGAAGUGUUCUCAUCAGAUGAAGAAGAGGCUGGUGAUACGUUUGGAUGCCUUCUGGCUUCUGCAAUCUUGCUGGCAGUUGAAAGGAAGUAUUAUUGGGCUAAAUUCAUCCAUCCAGGAAAGAACUGAUUAAAAAAAAUGACCGUUAAAAAAACAAAAAAAAUGGUUAUUUGCUUUCACCAUUAGAGAAAAAAAACAGUUAUUUUCUCGUAUUGUAGCAUUAGUGGUUUGUUCCUUGAAUUAGUUCAUGGGCCAUUUAAAAAAACCAAAAAAAAUUGACAGGAAAAAACUUUAAAAUGAAAAAAAAUGUUGGUACAAUGUAUUACCUUUUCCUUUGUUACAAUUUUUUUUGAAAGGUGUUUAAGUUUAAUUUAUUUCUCCUUUUCGGGGU